This is a messenger RNA of Drosophila mauritiana, 641 nucleotides long. RefSeq lists its product as uncharacterized. The transcript has 3 exons. NCBI's taxonomy places the organism in Eukaryota, Metazoa, Arthropoda, Insecta, Diptera, Drosophilidae. The record is from RefSeq and is a predicted model, not a curated record. The coding region runs from base 414 to 617 and encodes 67 amino acids.
GCAGUCGGCUACUUGAUAUUCGAUACCUGGUAGCUGCGCUCCGCCGUCGCUCAUCCGCCCCGUUGGCCCGGUACGAGAAGCACGCACAGAACGCUGCGAAAGUGCGCCAACUUUCAUUCAAAGUGAACUGAAUUUGAAAGUGCGGAAGGAUAGGCGUUGUCUGGCCUCUUUGGAGGUCCUGCUGGCGCCACCGAACUACCUUGAGAAGCGUGAAAUGAGCCUGCACACAUAAAUUGCAAUUAAACAAGGACAAAGACAUUGAAGAACACAAGGAGAAACCCAGUAAAAUAUCCCAACCAUCUGCAAUAGCAACAAAUAGCCCGUUGAAACUUUGCUGGCCAGCGAGCCAAGUAGCCAAACAUAAAUAAAGAGCGCGCACAUUUAUUUAUUACUUGGCCCGAACUUUUCGCAAAAUGCCAGCGGGUCGAGUGGCUGGCAAGGCCGGCUACUCCAAUCACUACUACAAUGGACGCUCCUACGUGGGCAUCAACGAGGAGAUCAUGUGGGUGAGCAUCGGCAUGGGCGUGACCAUAGUGCUCCUGAUCACGAUCGCCUUGUGCUACAUUGCGCGCGAGAAGUGCCAGAAGAGGCAGCGGGAGUACUACGUGACCGCAUAGUUGUUGUACGCGGCCUGCCAAACG